Messenger RNA from Paralichthys olivaceus (Japanese flounder), 4990 nucleotides. RefSeq names its product microtubule associated serine/threonine kinase 3a (gene mast3a). The record is from RefSeq and is a predicted model, not a curated record. Gene Ontology annotation, biological process: intracellular signal transduction; peptidyl-serine phosphorylation. Gene Ontology annotation, molecular function: ATP binding; magnesium ion binding; protein serine/threonine kinase activity. NCBI's taxonomy places the organism in Eukaryota, Metazoa, Chordata, Actinopteri, Pleuronectiformes, Paralichthyidae.
GGUGGUUCAAUGUUUUAAUGGAUGACCGGAUAAUUCCGGUAGCACCUGAAGGCACCGCCAGCUCCUCCUCCUCCCCGGGAGCGCGCUGACGCGGCUGCGCGGCGGACGCUGCUGCUGUUGCUGGAAACUUUGUGUCACUCUCUCGCUGUUUGGAAGAAAGGAGGCGUCCGUCCGUCUUAUGUCGCGUCCCGCCGGAGAGUGAACCGUGCCGGAGGAGACUCUGCUGACAACCGGGGGCUGGAGGAGCGGAGCGGACAUGGCUGCUACACCCGUUCGGAACCACAGAGCUGCCGCUGCCGCCGCCUCAGUGUCGCGGGUCUGGGGUCAGUGUGUACCGGAGCUGCUGAAUGGAGUCCGAGCUGUUGGACAUCGAGUCCCGGCCUAGCUAACCACCACCACCACCACCAGGAACAACCACCACUCCACCGGAGCCUGGGACACCAUGCUCCCCAUUUGAUUCCUCAUAUCUAAUUCGGCUUUAUCGGUCACCACCACCACCAUGUCUGAUCAGAACUACUACUGGACCGUGCUGCCGAGCUACAAAACUAGUUUUGUGACCGGGGCCAUGAUGAAAAGAUCGAAAAGUUCCCGUAACAACAAGAGAAGGAGUUUAGCGGUCGGGACCCCGUCGCCCACACUCUCACGACCGCUCUCACCUCUCCCACUCGCCACAGCUGGCAGCAGCCCUUCAGAAAGCCCCAGAAAUGUCUCUGCCAGCACCUCUGCCAACUUCCAGUUUGCCCGCAGCCAACUGGCCCGAACUGAAAGACCGGACGGGCGAAGGUGGUCUGUGGCGUCAGUUCCCUCGUCUGGAUACUGCACCAAUGCACCUAGUUCAUCAGUUUCUUCUUCUUCUUCCCAAGAGUUAUUGCACCAGUUGCCCUUCCAGCCCACACAAGAUGAUCUCCACUUCCUGUUCAAACAUUUCCGGAGUACGGAGAGCGUGGCGGACGAAGAAGGAGCACACCCCUCGCCCACUGUCAGACUCCGCUCACGCAGUCUCAGCCCUGGACGGACCUGUGGAAUAUUUGACAAUGAGAUCGUCAUGAUGAACCAUGUUUACAAAGAACGCUUUCCUAAGGCGACGGCACAGAUGGAGGGUCGGCUUCUCGACAUCAUCGCAGAGUGUUCCCCGGGCACCGCUCUGCCCCUGGCUGACGGCGUGCUGGGAUUCAUUCAGCACCAGCUGCUGGAGCUCGCCAGAGACUGUCUGGACAAGUCCCAGAAAGGUCUGGUCACCUCCAGGUACUUUGUGGAGCUACAGGAGAAGCUGGAGAAGCUGCUGCACGAGGCUUAUGAGCGUUCAGAGAGCGAAGAGGUGACCAUCAUCACCAAACUGGUCAAGAAGAUUCUCAUCAUCAUCUCCAGGCCUGCCAGGCUCCUGGAGUGUCUGGAGUUUGAUCCAGAGGAGUUUUACCAACGUUUGGAAGUUGCAGAGGGUCAAGCUAAGGUCGGCCAGGGCAUCAAGACUGAUAUUCCCAAAUACAUCAUCAGCCAGCUCGGCCUCCACAGAGAUCCUCUGGAAGAGAUGGUUCAUCUGGAGCAGACGAGCCCGAGUCACAGGUCGGCCAGCAAGGAUUCUGAUGACACUGGAGAUACGACACUCACACAGAGCCGAGCAGCAUGCACCCCUCCUCGUAGGAAACCGCUGGAGAGUGACUUUGAGACCAUCAAACUCAUCAGCAACGGCGCCUAUGGGGCUGUAUUUCUAGUGCGCCACAAGGAAACCCGUCAACGUUUUGCCAUGAAGAAGAUAAACCGGCAGAACCUGAUCCUAAGGAACCAGAUCCAGCAGGUGUUUGUGGAGCGGGACAUCCUAACAUUUGCUGAAAACCCAUUUGUGGUUUCUAUGUUCUGCUCUUUUGAGACACGGAGGCACCUCUGCAUGGUCAUGGAGUAUGUGGAAGGUGGGGACUGUGCAAACCUAUUGAAGAACAUUGGUCCUCUGCCUGUGGACAUGGCGCGGAUGUAUUUCGCAGAGACCGUCCUGGCGCUGGAGUACCUUCACAACUACGGCAUCGUACACAGAGACCUCAAACCUGACAAUUUGUUAAUCACCUCCAUGGGCCACAUUAAGCUGACAGACUUUGGACUGUCUAAAAUUGGUCUUAUGAACAUGACGACCAACUUGUAUGAAGGACACAUUGAGAAAGACACCAGAGAGUUCAUUGACAAACAGGUCUGUGGGACUCCAGAGUACAUCGCUCCUGAGGUGAUCCUGAGGCAGGGUUAUGGAAAACCUGUGGACUGGUGGGCCAUGGGCAUCAUUCUCUAUGAGUUCCUAGUGGGCUGUGUGCCUUUCUUUGGAGACACACCAGAGCAGCUUUUUGGUCAGGUGGUAAAUGAUGACAUCAUCUGGCCUGACGGGGAGGACGCUCUGCCUGCUGAUGCGCAGGACCUUAUCACUAGACUACUGAGACAGAGUCCUCUGGAGCGUCUGGGAACAGGUGGAACAACUGAAGUGAAGAUGCACAUGUUCUUCCUGGGUCUGGACUGGAACGGGCUCCUGAGGCAGAAAGCUGAAUUUAUACCUCAACUAGAGACUGACGAGGAUACUAGUUACUUUGACACUCGAUCGGAGCGCUACUGUCACCUAGGCUCAGAUGAAGAUGAUGAAACAAAUGAUGAUGAAUCGUCUCUGGAGCUCCGUCAGUUCUCCUCUGUGGCCCAUCGCUUCAGCAAGGUGUACAGCAGCACAGAGCACCUGUCCACCUCAACUCCGUCCAACCAGAGCCUGUCGUCAUCAGAGCGAAGCCACAGCGAGGAGAAGGAGGAGCGAUGGGAGGGCAGGGGAGUCCUCUCUCCUGGCGACGGGUACAAACACUCGACUUGUGGAGACAGGAGGGCAGAUGGACACAGGGGGAGUCUGCGUCCUCGUGCUUCAUCUAGUUCCUCCCAGUCAGAGCGCAGUGCCAGCCCACUGGUUAUGAACAGCACCCAGAGCCUUGACAUCAUGCCUCGCCUCGCCAUCUCUGCAGAAGAGGAAGACGGGAUGGUUUCCAACCUACGGCGCAUUCGUCUCCGGAGCAACAGCACGGGGACCAGGCCGUCAUUCAGGAGAGGAGCAUCUCGACGAAUUGCUCACCAGCUGGAAACCCCAGAGAAACCCAGAUCCCCAGCUGGCAAAGUCCCCAAGUCUGCGUCUGUCUCUGGCCUCUCUCUCAUCAUCACCCCAGACGACUCAGCAGCUCCUCCUACGAGCCCCAAAUCUUCCUUGUCCCUGUCGUCCAACCCCUCGUCCAGAGACUCGUCUCCCAGCCGGGACCUGUGCGUCAGCGUCAGUUGCCUCAGGCCUCCUGUGGUCAUCCACAGCUCUGGAAAGAGGUUCGGCUUUGCUCUGCGAGCAAUCAGGGUCUACAUGGGAGACAGUGAUGUCUACACUGUCCACCACAUGGUCUGGUGUGUUGAGGAGGGCAGUCCAGCACAUGAGGCAGGACUGAGGGCGGGUGACCUCAUUACUCAUGUCAACGGAGAGUCGGUCCAGGGACUCGUCCACACUGAGGUGGUGGAGCUCCUGCUCAAGAGUGGCAACAGAGUGACCUUGCAGACGACUGCACUGGAGAACACUUCCAUUAAGGUGGGCCCGGCCAGGAAGUCGAGCUAUAAGGCCAAGAUGGCACGACGCAGCAAGAAGAGCAAGAAGAGGGAUGGACAGGACAGCAGACGACGUAGCAUCUUGAAGAAGCUGUCGAAGCAUUCGCCGCCUCCACCCAUGCAGAGCAGUCGUAGCUUCUCCUCAGGGUUCCACCAGUCAUCGAGCGACAGCCUCUCUGGUUCCCCCACGCAGAGUCUCUCUUCUGGGCCUUCCACACCCUGCCGCUCCCCUGCUCCAGACCAUUCAGGAGAUUCCAGUUCUUCACCUUGUUCCAGCUCCCCGAACUCACCUGUUCCUCAGGCCCGUCCCAGUUCCUUGCAUGUUUUGGGUCGCUACACCAAAGCCGGCCGCUGCAAGUCCACCAGCAGUAUCCCUCCUUCACCGCUGGCCUGCAUCCCACCUCCUCAGCCUCUUUCCCCCCAGUGCUCUCCAUCCUGCCUCCCCAGUCACCCCAAGUCCCUGCAAGGUUUCCACGGCAAAACAUUGUCCCCUCCCACUAUUGCUCGCCAUUCUGUUCGCCCCCGCAGUGCAGAACCACCCCGUUCACCUCUCCUCAAGAGGGUCCAGUCAGCAGAGAAGCUGACAGGAGACAAGAUGACGGGAGGGUACCACGGAGACAGGAAGGCCUACAGCACCCGCCGCCAUACCAUGGAGGUGCCUCUGUCUGAGGGGGAGGGGCUGGAGGACAUGGAAGGGGACACAGCCACCGGGUUCGUUUGCGUUGGUGAGCACGGCCGUCAGGGGCUGUAUAUUGGAGGGCAGAGAGGCCACCAAGACACAGCCGGCGGCAUUGGCGAGCACCAUCGUUCCACCGUCUCGCCACACCGUAGCGGCAACCACCACUCCAAUGAGGUGGUGGUGAUGAGGAAGCUGGCUCUGUCAGAACGCAGGGACUCCUUCAAGAAACAGGAGGCUGUGCAGGAAGUGAAUUUUGACGACCUGGAGGAGAGAGAUGCAACACCGAGCCCAACACCUCCUGUCACGCAGCCGAAGGCGUUCAAGGCGUCCUGGAUCAACUCGGCCGCGGCAGAAUCCAGCAUGAAGCUGGGAGGAAGAGGAUCACAGGGUACAAAUACACAGCAGAAAGCCAAUCCAAAAAACAAGGAGGAGUUUGGCAGAGAUAAUAGGUCAACAAAGUGAGUGGAAGUCUGACCUGCAACUGUUCUUACAAGCGAUAGCCUUGUGUCCAGAAACUGUGACUAAGCCCCAUAAUCAUCAUGAGCAACUGUCUGCAGACGGAAGAACAAAAAUUAAAGUCGAUGUUUCUAAGUAAUAUAUGCACCCUGCAACACUGUUAACGGAAUAAUGACUGCAAAACUGUGUUCUCUUCCUCGAUGCUUGUUUUCUCUCAGUUCUCAAAUCACUGUGGCACCAACAUCUGAUGUAGUUUGUAAA